Polyodon spathula (Mississippi paddlefish) is the source of this 1804-nucleotide messenger RNA. RefSeq names its product peptide chain release factor 1, mitochondrial-like. Lineage: Eukaryota; Metazoa; Chordata; Actinopteri; Acipenseriformes; Polyodontidae. The record is from RefSeq and is a predicted model, not a curated record. The transcript has 5 exons. Gene Ontology annotation, biological process: translational termination. Bases 413 to 838 code for a protein of 141 amino acids.
CAAGAAACAAGAUCUGCCGUGUUUCCUAGAGAGUGGCACAGUACACUAAACUGAGUUACAUGGGAACGUUUUAGCAUAAAGGUGGAUGAAAAUCAACACAGGCCAAGAUGAAGAAGUGCAUCUGGUUCAUUGGAAGUGAACUCAGGAAACAGCGCUUUCUGCUGGCCAUGGCAGGUGCUGCACACAGGCCCAGACAGCGUGCACCAACACAUCGUUAUUAUCAGCACUGGAACUGGCGAGGGACUCCAAAUGAACCUGCCGGUUUAUACACACAACAGCUGACAAGAAGACACUGCCGUCAUUUCUCCAAGGAACUGACAGCAAGACUGUUCAAAGAUAUUUAGAGAAGAUGAUUGAAGAAUACCGACAGAUGUGAAAGUAAUCGCAGAUAACUGAAAGUGAUCGCAGGAUCAUGAGCAGAGGGCUGAUCCAACUGUCACCCAUGGCAACAAUAAUUCAAGAAUCUCAGCGUGCGGUGAAAAAACAGCAGGAUGUGCAGGCUAUUAUUGAAAGUGCAGAGGCAGGAGAAGACACACAAAUGUUGGAGCUUGCGAAAGAAGAACAGAAGGGCAUCAGAAAACUCACUGAAACACUGCAAACAAAGCUGCUUCAGAGUCUGGUGCCUAGUGACAAGCAUGAUGCUAGCGAUGUCAUUGUGGAGGUGGCUGCUGGGAGAACAACAGGAGUGAUCCAGGGGGGUUGCAUCAUGCAGCUGCCCGCAUUGCUGGUGAAAGCGUCUACAGGAAUUUCAGAUAUGAAGGAGGAAUGCACAGGGUUCAGAGGAUUCCUGAGGUCGGCCUCUCAUCCAGAGUGCAGCGUAUUAACACUGGGACUAUGAUGGUUAUUGUAUUGCCACAGCCAAUGAGUUGAAGUAAUAUUUAAUACCUAAUUCAGUGAUUUCCCACUUCAUAAUAUUUAAUGAUCAAGAUAUUAAUAACAUUCCCAAUUUUGUAUAUUCUUCAGUUUUAUAUGUGUGUGUGUGUGUGUGUGUGGAUGGAUGUAUCCUUUAAAUUAAACUGUAUUCUAAACAAUCAGCUGCAAUUCAUGCAAUGUAGCGUGGAUUUAUCAAUGUCCUAAAACUGUGCCAGUUUGUGUCCCUUCCUCUCUUUGCAUUUUUAAAUACAGUCUUGAUAAGAAUCGCAAGUGCAGUACUGUUGGGUCAGAAUUGUUACAUCACCAGUUGCUGUUUGCCAGCAGUUAGUUAAUUCCUAAUAAGUUAGUUAAGUGAUUUGCUUUGCAAUCUGCUUGCAUCAUACAGUGCUCCACUUUUAUGAGGCGCUCUUUUUACCACAGAACCAGUUAAAAGGCAAUGUGGAUGUGGCUCCCAAUUGCCCUAAAAUGCCAUUGCACUAGAACUUUCAAUCUCGUUACAAGCGGAAACACAAACAGUCCUUUUAACAGUGCUGCAGACUAUAGUGUUAUAAAGAGGGAGCAUGUUUAUAGUGGUGAAUUCUUCUGCACAUCUUUUGGUGGAAAUGUUUCAGGAAGUUGCUGUAUUCUUAGUGACUUGCUUAGCAAGAUGCACAAGGAAGCCAUAUGUUUCAUUACUUCCUUGUAGAAAAGGAAUAUACAGUGACAGUCUGUUCAUUUCCUUCUUUCUCUCUCUGCCCUCUCCUCUCCCUCUCUCUCUGUCAUGCUCUGUCUCUCCCUCCCUCUCUGUCUCGUACUCUCUCUCUCUCUCUCUGUUUUAGGUAGAUGUUACUAUAGAGCCCAAGGAUUUGAGGACUGAUACGUUCAGAUCAAAAGGAGCAGGUGGUCAAAGUGUUAACACAACAGACAGCGCCAUUCGACUGGUUCAUAUUCC